This is a messenger RNA of Tricharina praecox, 676 nucleotides long. RefSeq names its product mitochondrial ATPase inhibitor, IATP-domain-containing protein. Gene Ontology annotation, molecular function: ATPase inhibitor activity. Gene Ontology annotation, cellular component: mitochondrion. The transcript is spliced from 4 exons. The record is from RefSeq and is a predicted model, not a curated record. Bases 117 to 419 code for a protein of 100 amino acids. Gene Ontology annotation, biological process: negative regulation of ATP-dependent activity. NCBI's taxonomy places the organism in Eukaryota, Fungi, Ascomycota, Pezizomycetes, Pezizales, Pyronemataceae.
CUUCCUUCCCCACCAGACAUCCCAUCCAUCCAUCUUCCCCACCAUCAAACAUCCACAACCACCACCACAACCACAACCACCGAACACACACAACCACACAACCACACAUACAGACAAUGCUCCGCACCACCCUCACUACCAGCACUCGCACCAUUGCCCGCUUCACGCCGCUGAUGUCCACCCGUCUCAGCAGCAGCGAGGGCGCAACCGGCAGCGGCUUUUCCCGCGCAGGCGGCCAGGCAGCGGGCGACUCGUUCACAAAACGCGAGAAGGCCGCCGAGGAUAUGUACUUCCGCCAGCAGGAACAAUUGAAGCUCAAGGAACUCAAAAUCAAGCUCCAGAAGCAGCGUCAACACCUUGAUGAGCUCGAUGCGCACAUCGACGAGAUGACCAAAGAGCAGGGCGGCGAGAAGAACUGAGCGAGUUGAGCGAGUUGCGGGGGCGUGUACUACGAAAGUCUACCGGAUGACGUCAUAACUUUGUUCUCGGAAGAGCUUGUCCUCGGGAGGAGGGAAAGAGGGAUGUAGAUAUAUCUCUUUGGACUGUGAAUACGGAGAUGUUGAUGCACCGUUUCAAUGCUCAAUGCUCAAUGCUCGUGAAAUACCUGCCCUUUUUUACGCGGGGAGGACUGUACAGCUGGAGUGAUCUGAGGUUGGUGCCCCAUUCUUGAUCCGGC